AUGCGCGUAGCUGUCAUUGGCGGUGGUCCAUCGGGCCUGGUCACCCUGAAGUACUUAAUCACAGCUCAUAAAUUCCAUGACAUUGAGCCCAUCGAAGCCAAACUGUUUGAGUCAAGAGAAUCGAUCUCAGGCACGUUCAAGUAUCGCGUUUACGAAGAUGCUGAGGUGAACAUCAUUGAGGAAGUUCUCUGCAACUAUUUGUCUUUCUGA
Molecule: messenger RNA, 210 nt
Organism: Cadophora gregata
Lineage: Eukaryota; Fungi; Ascomycota; Leotiomycetes; Helotiales; Ploettnerulaceae
Gene: PC14
Product: Monooxygenase PC-14
Exons: 1
Coding region: 1-210 (69 amino acids)
Source: RefSeq, a predicted model, not a curated record